GCAGUGGGCGUCCUAGCAACGCGGUUACUAAGGAGCGCACCAGGGGUGACAUGGACGCUACCACAGCCCCGCAUUUCAUCCCUCCGGAAAUGCCCCAGUACGGGGAAGAAAACCACAUCUUCGAAAUGAUGCAGAACAUGCUGGAACAGGUGCUGAUCCACCAGCCCCAGGACCCUAUCCCCUUCAUGAUUGAGCACUUGCGUCGGAACAAUGACAAUGUGCCGAAGAUUGUGAUUUUAGGUCCACCCGCCUCUGGGAAAACCACAAUAGCAAUGUGGCUCUGCAAACAUUUGAACAGUAAUCUCCUCACCAAGGAGAAUUUAGUGGAAAGAGAGUUUUCUGUUCUGUCUAUGGAGGCCAGGGAAUAUUACAAUGUUUACAAGACAAUUCCUAACGCGAUGCUUAUCCACUUGAUCCAAGAGCGCAUGAAUGAGGAGGACUGCAUCAGGAAGGGCUGGAUUCUGGACGGUAUUCCUGAGACGCGGGAACAGGCACUGAUGAUCCAAACCCAAGGACUGGCCCCCAGGCAUGUCAUUGUGCUGAAUGCUCCGGACACGGUCCUAAUUGAGAGAAACUUGGGGAAGAGGAUCGACCCUGUGACCGGAGAGGUCUAUCAUACCACCUUUGACUGGCCCCCUGAGCCUGAAAUCCAGAACCGGCUGGUGGAACCAGAUGGUAUCUCAGAGCUCGAGACAGCUCAGAAGCUAAUGAACUACCACAGGAACAUCAUGAGGAUCCUUCCCACUUACCCCAAAAUCCUGAAAACCAUCAGCGCUGACCAACCAUGUGUAGAUGUUUUCUACCAGGCUCUAACCUAUGUCCAGGCUGGCCACCGAUGCAAUGCCCCGUUCACCCCCAAGGUGCUGCUCCUCGGGCCUACUGGCAGCGGGAAGAAACUGCAGGCUGCUCUCCUGGCCCAGAAGUACGACCUAGUCAAUGUCUGCUGUGGGAAACUGCUGAAAGAGGCCGUGGCAGACAAGACACCUUUUGGAGUGGUCAUCCGGCCCUUCUUUGAAAAGCAGAUGGCAGUUCCUGACAGCAUCAUCAUGAAGGUGUUGGACCAGCGCCUGAGCCAGAGGGACUGCAUUGAGAAAGGCUGGGUGCUACAUGGUUUCCCUCGAGACCUGGACCAGGCGCGCAUGAUGAACUCCGUGGGCCACAAUCCCAACAGGGUGUUCUUCUUGAAUGUGCCAUUAGAUUCCAUCCUUGAGCGCCUGACUCUGAGGAGAACUGACCCGGUCACAGGAGAAAGGUACCACCUCAUGUACAAGCCCCCUCCCACUAUGGAGGUCCAGGCCCGUCUCUUGCAGAACCCUAAGGAUUCUGAAGACCAAGUCAAGCUCAGAAUAGACCUGUUCUACCAGAACUGUGAGGAGCUGGAGCAGUUCUAUGAGAAGGCCAUCACCCUCAAUGGGGAUCAGGACCCGUACACAGUCUUUGAGUACAUAGAGAGUGGAAUCAUUAACCCCCUGCCAGAGAAAUUGGCUUGAAAGGUUCAAAACCCCUGCCCUCAGCCUUUGGGAGACUCUACCUAGCUAAUAAAGAGUGAUAAACACA
Molecule: messenger RNA, 1557 nt
Organism: Jaculus jaculus (lesser Egyptian jerboa)
Lineage: Eukaryota; Metazoa; Chordata; Mammalia; Rodentia; Dipodidae
Gene: Ak8
Product: adenylate kinase 8
Exons: 13
Coding region: 51-1490 (479 amino acids)
Biological process (GO): nucleoside triphosphate biosynthetic process
Cellular component (GO): cytoplasm
Molecular function (GO): nucleoside diphosphate kinase activity; AMP kinase activity; ATP binding
Source: RefSeq, a predicted model, not a curated record